Messenger RNA from Xyrichtys novacula (pearly razorfish), 36900 nucleotides. The record is from the annotation of a GenBank genome assembly. NCBI's taxonomy places the organism in Eukaryota, Metazoa, Chordata, Actinopteri, Labriformes, Labridae.
GAGAGAGAGAGAGAGAGAGAGUGUGUGUGUGUGUGUGUGUGUGUGUGUGUGUGUGUGUGUGUGUGUGUGUGUGUGUGUGUGAUAUCGCAGACGUCACAGCCUGCCGUUGGUCCAGUUCAGUUCAGAUCGGAUCAGAUCAGCCAUUGGUUCUCCGGAGCUUAACGGAACUAGACCCGGACGAGGGGGCUCUUUAACCCGGCACAGUCCGGUUGAGAGUCCGACACGGGACACUUGAUUAUUUCUUCGGAACCCGGAAUAAACACCGCGAACAGCCGGGGCGGAGGGAGGGAGGGAGAGAGGGAGGCAGAGCCGCCGUUAACGUAACAUUCGUGACGUGGGUCCGCCCGGGCUGCCUCUCCGUUGGUUCACCGCCACGCUGUCUGCCCCUCCGCGGUGUUUACUGAGUAAUCGAUCGACCUGAUCGGUGAAAUAAUCGUGGGAUCUUGAAGUCUGAGAGGAUGGAGAGGAAGAGAACGGACUGUCCCGCUCUUCCGCCCGGCUGGAAGAAAGAAGAAGUGAUCAGGAAGUCCGGACUGAGCGCAGGGAAGAGCGACGUUUACUACUACAGGUAUCGAUCAGUCCCACAAGAACCUGUGAUCGAUUAGUCGACCUGUGCUUACUGAUCUUCCAGCAGGCUCUUAUUUUUAUGUUGUGGAUCUCUCCUGAUGGAGCUGGUCAGAAAGUGUGUAGGGUAUCAGUAACUGACAGGAGUUUGAGAGUAACGUCAGCUGUUAUCUGGUAGUCAACACAGUGUCAGAUAAACUACAAUAGAGAGAAAAAAAACCUUUAAUACAUGAAUAAUAUUCCUGCUUUAGUGACCCUGUGGUUUAAAACGAGCUGUUUACUCUUCAGGGCCAGAACCAUAAUUUGCUGAGGUCAGGAGUUCCCACGCCCAGACCCAACAAAAUACAAGAGCUUUACCUCUUCAUGUUUGAUCCAGAAGUUACUCCUGUUUAUCUGAUGUCCAUCUUGAAUCACUUGUUAUUGUGUAGGUCCUAAUGCAGUGUUUGCUACAUGGAUGACUCAGUGACUGACCCUGGCUCUGUGUUGCCUGAUGUGGUUGUUUGUAUUUGACUGGCGCUCUUAAGGGCCUGUGCUCUCUGACAUCUUAUUUUGCACUGUCAGCGCCCACAACCUCAACUUUAAAACUCGUCCUACUGCUUGGUAAAAAAGUUGGCUUCUGGCUGAGAGAGUCCAAAGGCAACAAAUUUACCAUCCUUUAAAUAAAAGUUGAAAUUCGGAUAGUAGAGCAUUAUAGUAUUAUAGGAAGAGCCAUUAAACAGGGCUACGGCCCCGUCCAGUGACGAGUGGUUGUGCUUCAGCUAAAACACAACAUAUGAUCUGAAUUUUAGGCUAAAGGUCCUUUCACAUCGGGACCGUUUCUGUUGAGCGUCAAUAUUCUUUUUCAAACCCAUAUCCUGUCAAUACAAGCGUUCACAUCAGCGAAGUUUUCUUGCGAUAUUGCAGCAUUUAUUUUUUGGAUCAUGGUCGAUUUUUCUAAAGUUUUGCAUACUGUGUGUCCACUUCUGACCAAUCAGGUAGCAUGUUGUUGUGACGUCUGAUCCACUGGUAUAUCGAACAUGGCCGACUGGCUGAUUGUUUAUGAUCGUUUACACAAACAUUACAAAGAUAACGACCUGAAGGACAACUUGUGGAGAGUCAUAGCGUCGGAUCGCUCAUAUGACGAUGGUUUGUGUGCUUUUUAACAGUUUGCUAAAUGUCUUUGUUUUAACUUUCAUCUGUGCUAACGUAAGCUAACGGUUGUUACCACAGUUUCAUGUGCUUAUCUUAUCGCCUCUGAUUGGCUAUAAGUGCUGACCAUUUGGCUUGAGCGUGUGAUGAUGUUUCCAGCUUUUCUAGCCAAUCAGAGGCGAAGGAGGCGGGACUUCCCUGGGAUGCAUAUUUUCCCCCCCGGAAAGUCGCAAAAUCGCAUCAGGCUUGAUGUGUAAAGUCAGGCCCAUCAAAAUUCACCUCCGAAUAUUUCGUAAUUUCGCGUUCCAUAUUCGUGUCGGCCCUGGUGUGUAAGGACCUUUACAGUGACAAAAGUAUCAAUAAUUUGUUCAAAUAACUACUAGCUCUGGUUCUGAAUAGCGAGGGGGAUGUCAUUAAACAUGAUAAAUGCAAUUAACUGUCCUGCUUACAGCCUUUUACCUUCUCUUGAAAGGGACCUUGAAGUCUGCUUUAAAUUUUUUGCUUAAGUUUAAGAAAACUUUACAAAGAAAGCAAAGUUAAGUUUCGUAGCAUUAGCAGCAGCUCUAGGCUUGGAAUCUGUUCCCUUAUUUGGUAAACAUUAGUGUGAGGAGUCCUGCCCUUUCUUGUUUCUUUUUUUUUUAGUCGGUGAGAGAGAGCUGACGUUUGUGAACCUGGUGUUGAACUGUUUCAGCUGAGUGCUCAUGAAACAUCUGAUGCUGAAAGAAAAUUUGUGCUUAGGAUGUUGAAUCUAUCAGAACUGGUCUAUGAAAGAAAAUAGGCCCCUCCAGUUCAGGAAUGCUGUCAGUGUACAUAGGCCCUGAGAGUAAAACCUUUGAUUUGGGAUAAAAUGUUCCUGUGACUUGAUAAAUCAACAAACAUGGAGAAAGUACCUGUCAUAGAGGUUUCCUGAUACUUUCUUGCCUAUCAUGCUGUCUAGUUGCUGUAACACAAUCUGUCUUAUUGCUAAAACGCUUGCAUGUUGGUCUGUGUGCAUGCUACAAGGCUAAAAGUGCGAUUAUUUUGUAUUGUUGUGUUCGUCAUGGUCAUUUGAAGACCUUGCGUCUAACUAUGCAAAUUCUCCCAGAAAAGACUGAACAAAAAAAAAAAAAUGCUUCAGCUGAGUCAUGAAAAACAGACUAAAUUAAAUGCCCAGCCAUUCAGUGUUCUGGUGAAAUCUGUUCUCGGUCAGAUAGUGUUUCCUGUUGUGGAACAAAAAGGUGAAAACAUUCCUUGUGUGUAGACAGGGAAUGACGAAACUAUAAGUCAACAUCCCUCCCGUUCUGUCUGGUAUGUGUCCUCUUUUCCCCUUUUUAAGAGCAGUUUCUCCAGGCUAUAUGAACCGAAGCCUUAAACAUCACAGCACUGGGCUGAAUAGAACAAGCAGUACCUAGAAACUUUGAUUUUGGUGAGUUAAGAGCAAAUCUAAAGCCUCGUAGCUUUCAAGGCUUUCAUUUUUUUUUUUUUUUAACAAACCCACAGAAAUGUUAACAAGUCAGGAAACGUCAGGGUCUGCUGCCACACAAGGUGCCAAACUGUAUGUUGGCACCAUUCAGAAGACAGUUUUUUCAAUUUAUAACUUACUCCUUUUCUAUUGAGAGGAAUCAAUAAUGUGAAAAACACCUUCAGCUGUUGCUGAUAUUCUGUUCAAAGCCUCAAAUUGUUUUUUUCAUGCACCAUCUGUUGAUUUAACAAAGAACCAGGAAAACAAAACUGUUUCAGUUUUAAUUUCUCGUCUCAGUCUUCACUUAAUUUGAAAAUUUGCUGCGAAACUUACAGACACAAAAAAACGCAACCCAAAGCAGGAGUGCAGAGGCUAACGGGAAUGAGGAGAGAUUUUUUUAUGGUAAUUUGUCUGACUUUGAUAUUCUACUGUAAUUAUUCUGACUGGAUUUAUCAGCAAAAGAAAUGUGGUGAAGCAAGGCCACGACUGUAGCGGCAGGCGUGCAAUGAAUGCAUCCUCACUCACAGCUCUGCAAGGAGACUAACUCAGCUUUCUUUGACCCUUUAUGACACUUUUUAAAUUAUUUAAGCUGGACCUUUAGACCUUGAUAUAGUCAGAGACUCAUCUUUCACAAAUGCAGACCACAGCUUGAGUUUAUGACCCCUAUACCCCUCUUUGUACACACUUCUGCACACUCCAUUUACACACACUGUUUGCAAGGAUGGUCCACCACACUGAGUGUUGUGCAAGACCUCAGAGUGUUUAGUCAAAGGGGGUUUUUGGACCCUCAUAUCAGUCUGCUCUGAAGCUGACGUACUGACCAGGGGUGACGUAGUUAAUGCUUUGUAACGCAGGAAGCACUGUAAACUGAAGCUCACAUUUAUAGCACGUGCCGACAUAGGUUUAUUUUAUCAAGAUGUGAAUAGUACAGUCUUACAGAAGCUCAAAUGUAAAAGUUUAGAACAGAAUAAAGAUUCGUUUUGUUUUCAAUUGUUUGUAUUUCAAGAGUUUGACACUUUCAGAGGGUGAGAAAAUGAGCAGAAAACCACAGAAAAGAUUUUUUUUUUCUUCUUGUAUUGUGGAGGGAUUUUAGUGAUCCUGCUAUAGUUAUUUAUGCUGUAACCAUGGUUACAUAAAGUUCCAGCUCUGGUGGGGCCAGUUUGUCGCAGAGCUUGCAGCUGUAUCCGAUCCCUUCACCUUGACAAAGGACACUCCAUCCUGAUGCAGGAAUAACUUCAGUAAGCGAUAGUGGAAGUGAGAAAAACCCCAUUUAGUUCAGGCAAUUAGGGUGAAAAUGUAUUCAGUGACAGCGGCUGCUUCUGCGUUAACGUCGCUACAACAUUUAUAGGAUCAUUUCAGCGAACAUCGUAGUAAAAAGUGUAAGACAGAUGUCUGAGGCGAGUAUGAGGCAGAGAAACUGGGCUCGGUGCGAAUGAUGCCAUCACACUGCCCACUCGCUGGUCGUGGAUGUUCCUGCCGUGUUCACACAUCAGAUCAUCCCACUUCCAUGCAGACUUCUACAUGAAGGCUGACAGAAAAUGAUCUGCCCAAAGUCGGGGUGAACAGAUCCAGACGUUUGCAUUCACAUAAGCACAUUGACCAGAAAAUGUCAGGAUAUUUUCAGGAGUGCAGAGCAUGCGCGACACGUCUAACAUAUCAAUAAAGGGAGGGCCAGUUUUAGCAACAAGGUGAUUCAAAGUGCUCAGAACAAAAGUCAGAAAACGACAUUGAAAGACAACAUUCAAAAUCAUUCAAACAAGACAAAGUCAUUAAGAUAAAAGUCAAACAGAGACAGAUACAGUAAAGUGUAGUUAAGAGGAAAAGAUCAUAAACAUUAUGAUAAAAAGAAGCUGCAAACAAGUGAGUCUCUAACCUUGAUUCAAAGAACUGAGUUUUAGUAAUCCUGGUGUUUUCUGGGAGUUUGUCUAGAUACGUGGAACCCAAAAUAUGAAUUCUGCCUCUCCCUGUUUGCUUCUGAUUGAGGGGAAAAAAAGCAGACCUGCACUAGAAAAACUUAAAGGCCGAGAUGGUUUGUAGCGUAGAGAAGCAUCAGCACUUUAUAAACCAGCAGCUGUGUUUUCAAACCUAUUCUCUGACAAACAGGAAGUCAGAGUAAAGACCUCAGAACUGGACUUGAUGUGAUCCACUUCCUUGAUCUUAGUGAGGACAUAAGCAGCAGCUAUCCGAUUUAUUUUUUUAUGAAGGCCUGUCAAGAGGCUGUUUCAGUAAUGAAAUCAACUGAAGACAAAUGCAUGGACCAGUUUUACCAGCUCUUCCUGGGACAUAAGUCCUUCAGUAGCUGCUAUAAUCUUCAAGUGAUCGUCAGCCAGCUCAGUAAAUGUCUUGAUGUGGUUUUUAAUUCAGGUCUUUGUCUUUGACUACACCCAGGUCUGGAGAACGUUAAAGCAAAUCCGGUCAGUUAUUUGUUUAAUGCACUCGGAGCCUAUGAAAUUAGUUAGAAUUUUUCCCAGAUCCUGUUUUAUUUCCUCCCAAAUUCUGUUUUUCCCUUGUGAAUAUUUUCUGAAUUCUGUGUUUUAGAGUGAGGCCACAUUUCAUCACUUUAACAGUGGACUGUUAUAUCAGUCUGUUUUUUGUCUUCCCACAAAACUUGAUUGUAGUUUAUAAUCACUGAGUUUCUUAUGCUGAGCAUUUCUGCACGUGAAUUUUGUGUGACGCAGUGAUCACUUCACUGAAGCAGCUUUCACAGAACGACACGCCUGCUGGCAGCAUUCAUCCAAUAUUCUGUGAACAACUCCAGCUGUUUAUCGGUGUGGCCAUGGUGUAAUGUUUAAUAAAUGUCAUUUUACCAACCAGUGCUGCUUACAGACGCAAUGUAUUCUCGGGUCACUGCAAACUCAAGAGCAGCAUAUGGACUUUAGAUUACUGUCCUGUAUUUUAUUCAUUCCAGGAGGUUCAGCGGUUUUGUCUGUUUUUGUCUGUUCCUGUCAGACAUCUCUUCGUUCUUUCUGCUCUGUUUUCACACAAACACCACCGCUAGUGUUUAUGUCUGAUUUAUUUAUCAACCUACUGGGAAAAAGACUCUUACGUCAAGGCAAAAGUUCUGCUUUGCAUGUUGCCCCCAGCUAUUUCCCCCCUGGACGUAUCACUUUUGUUGUCAUAUUACAUAAUUUUAUGAGUGUUGUCCUCAUUCUCAAAAUCACAGGGUCCUUUCAUGUUGUUAUGAGCCACUGUGAAAUCUUCUCAGUAUUUUUACUGCACACUCAAACUGAGAUGAGUACUUGAAUCAGUCUCUCAGAAUCAGCUGAAGUACGUGGUAGACCCCAAAAAACUGUCAUUUUUUUGUUUAAAAUUUGACCCUUAUUUGAACUCUGGGGGGAAAGUUCAUAUUUUAACUGUAAGGAGCUGUUCAAACUCAUAAUAACACCAGUGCAUCAGUUUGCCAAAGUAGCUCCAGCAGAGGGCGCUCUCAUGGUAACCUGACCAAUCCACGCACUCUUGACCUCAGUAAACUAACAUCUGGAACGGCAGCGAUUUUCGCCGUCCGCCAAUUCUUACCGGAUCCGUUUGUGAGGCAAAUUUCGUGGCGGAUUACGGACAGCAGGAAUCGCGAGAACUCACAAGAACCUGCGGAUUCAUGUGCAAUUGCGCGAUAAGAAGUUGUCUCUAGCCACAUACAGUAGGUUAACCAUAUAAGCAGUAGAUUGUGUCCUUCCAGAGGAGGAAAUCUACUUCUAGACUUCUAAAAUCAGCAUCUCCUCAUCCAUGGUGUCAUGCUUUCUAUAAACCUUUCACUUGUUCAUCCCCGCCUAUUUGCACGGUAUGAAAUACAAGCCAAAGAAGCUGGAUGUUUUGUUUCCAGCACAGGUUAAUCUGUACUGAAUUUGUCGGGCAUGCUCCUGCAUCUGGAAAAAAAUAGAACUCUUGCGAUCAGCUGCGGAGUCUGGUGAUCUGCAGCGGAACGGAAAGAAGCCGAUGGAAAUUAACACAUUAACUUCAAUGGUUACAAUCAGCUAUGAUCGGCGGGUACGGCCUUUUUCUAGCCGUUCCGGGUGCAGUGGAAACUGGGGCGAGAGACGUUGUUAUUGAAGUAUCUUUGAAUCUACAUCAUAGAUGGAAAUAUAAGAGACAAAACAAGGGCUGUAUGUCCACUUAGCUCCAGGCAGCUGUCUUACUCGUCAGCGAUGACACAUUUGCUGGCUCACCUGAUGGCUUGCCAUCCACGUGAAGCUGAAGUGGUGGAGGAGGCGACGGCGCAAUGGCAAGUGUUCAACACCAUAUGGCAGCCUUUUUUUGCAGCAGGAUCACUGCCAAAGGUCCACAAAAAGGCCAUCACUGAUAAAAUUGCAAUAUUGGAAUGUAUCCAAAAAUUUCCAUGAAAUGUUGGAUUUUUUUUUUUUGAAGCAUAAUUUCUGAAAAACUGACUGCCCAAGACUUGACCCUGUCUGCAGAUGAUUGCAGCCUGGCUCUCUGCAGCAUUUCACUAAAGCCUGAGUUAAUACUCCUCAUCGUGACAUCUACCUCAUACAACACUUCAUACAACACAGAAAUAUUCCCCUUAGAUCCAGUUGGAACAAGAGCGUUAAAUUGCUUCCUCUCGUAGUGGCCACUACUCUCAGCUGGAGCUCUCUUUAAAGCUGGUCAAAGUCUAGUCUGGAGUUUUAUCAUUCUCAUUCUCCUGGUUGUGUGUAUUUACAAUUGAACAGACAGCAGAGGAAAUGAUGUCAGAUGUAGCUUAUGUCUGUGGUGAAGCUGUGACGCCGCAGAGCCGCCGGCUGUUCUCAGAGGCUUGCUGCACUCUCUUCCUGUUGUUCGGCGGCGGCGGAGAUCAGAUUAACAGCUCAGAGUCAAACAUGUGAGCUCCGUCACAUCCUGAACUCUGAACAUGAAGGAGAGGCGUCCAUCAGAGAGCAGGGACCCGGCUUUACUUUCAGUUUGGCCUGAAAUGUGACUCAUCAGUUCCAGUAAGGAGACAAGUCAGCAGGUCGGCUUACUGGAAGAGCAGCAACACCCUGAAACAGCGGCCUGCACAGGCCUCUGCAGCCUCCACCUCUACGUCACACUCAUGCUGUUUAUCUGAAUCUUUAGCCACAAUUUACUCUAGCUGCUGAUUCACACAUUUUCCCGAAUAUUCUCAGGAAAUCUACAACCACAAAAUAGAGUUUAUUUGGCAGCUACAGGGACGAGCCUAAGUCAGAUGAAACACUAUACACACACGCACACACACACAGCCUCUGAUCUUUGCUGCGCUGCCGCUGACCUACAUGUCACACACAGCUGAAUAACUGUGUGUCUGCCCUCGUGCCUCUGUCUUUGUGAGGACCAGUAACACUUACAGACCUUCAGAGGGACCGAUAAAAGAGUUGGGAGUGCUGGUGCACCUCUGAGGUGUCUAAUCCUGGACUGACCUGGCUGACACACUUCUGCAGUUUGCAGUCAAAGUUGCUUUUUUUAGCUGCUGUAGAAAAGCACCCAGACUGGAUUACACUCUAAAUAGAUCCUUUAUUGAUCCCCCUGUGCAGUAAUAUGAAUAAAACUCAUAAAUAUGAAGAAAAUUAUCUCCUUUCUAGAGACCUUUUAUCCUACCAAAAUCACAUUUCUGACCCUUAUACUGACUGAGCUGAGCUGUUUCCAACUAGUUUGAGCAAAGAUAUGAUUUGCCUUUAUGAGUAACAGUUUCCUUAUAAAUGUCUUUCACUUAGGUCAGCGUGCAUUGCGAAACAUGAUGUGAUGCAUUGUGAGAGGGAAGCCCAUUUCCGCCAAAAACAAAAUCCUAAAUAUUUAGUUAUCAUGGAGAGAAAAAAGGAAAAACUAUGAGAUGAAAAGUCAUACAAGGUAGAAGUCAAAAUCCUAACAAAAUAGUAUUUUAUAAUAUUAUAGGUUUGACCUAAAAAUAUCAAUUUUUAUCUCAUAUAAUUGGCUCUUCAUCUCAAGAUUUUGACUUUACUCCUCACAAUUAAAUUUAUCUCAUGAUUUCAGCUUUUCGUCUCAUGAUAUUAACUUUCAUCCAAUAAUAUCAGCUUUUCAUGACAUAAUCAGUACUUUUCAUUUCAUUAUUUUUACCUUUCAUUUUUAAAAAAAUGAUGUUUUCUAUCCUACCUUUUCAACUUUUCAUCUCAUAAUCAUGACUUUUAACCUCUAAUUUCAAUUUAACAUUUCAUGACCAUGACUUAUCAUCUAUAGUUUCUACUUUCAUCCCAUAAAAAUUACAUCAUUGACUUUAAGCAGCGUUUUGACUUGAUGAAAAAGUAUGAAAUGACGCUUUCUGAUGCCAUGUUAGCCUUUAAAUUGUUACAAACAACCUGUCUCGAUGAGAAAAACAGACAGCUUGCACUGACAGCAUGCACAAAGUUAAAUUACUCAUCAGUGAAGUCUGCACUGAAACAGAUUUUUGGAGGGAAAACAUCAGGUUCAUCAAACAUUCAAAAGUGGUCAACAGAGGACACCGUUAUCGCGCAACAAUCCAUUUUAUAAGUUUGGCAAGCGGUUGAGAGGUGCUGUGUGUCAAAGCACAAUUCAUUGGGCGAAGGACUUCCUUCACAAACUGAACAAACAAGAUUAACUGAAGACGAAAGUGUGGAUAAAGUUAACAUCACAUUGUUGGCAGAGGAUCCCAUGCCUGACUCUUGAGAUCUUUCCUACUGAAUCCCUUGGGUCAGCCAUCAUAGACACUGAAUGUACCUGCACAGUAACAGUGAAACUUGCUGAGUAAAACAUCCCUCAAGAGAGCAGGAGCUGUUCUAGAUAUGGAAGACGACAAAGCAGUGAUGUUUAAACAACCAGUACCCUUGGAGUUCACUCACUCAGGUCACUACUGUGUGGACAUAAGAGACAAACAAAAGGGGCCAAAUUAAAGAUGUGAUAUUCACACCAACAGCCGAAGAAGAGGUCCUGUUAGUAAGAGGAAAUAUGUCCCCAGAUGAAAAGCACAAAGCUUAAGCUUUACAAACAGUUUGGCCAUGCAUUAGCAAACAGGCUGCAGAAGACUAGAGCUGCCUUACUGUUCUGCAACAGAUAGUACAUGACUGUGACAUAUGUCAGAGAUACAGCAAAACUAAGCAGAAGCCAGCUGUUGUUCUGCCCCUAGCUUUGGGGUAUGAUGAUACUGUGGCAGUGGACCUGCAUGAGCUGGAGCUAAACGUAUGAUACAUAUCAUCAACCAGUUCACUCGCUUAAGUGAAAAUGAAGAAUUCCUCUGAAAUAGUCGACUCCUUCAUUCAGACACGGAUAAGUGUUCAUGGACCUCUGUGGCGUCUCUUUAGCGACAAUAUGGUGGAGAAUUUCAACACCGAGAUAAGAAGAACAGCGGGAUACAGUCCCUGGAGCAACGGACUGAUGGAGAAACACAAUCAGGCUCUCACAGACAUUAUCCUUAAGGUGAAAUGGGACAGUAAAUGUGACUGGCAGACUGCCCUAGACUGGGCCCUCAAGGCUAAAAACUGUAUGCACAGUGUUCACAAUUAUUGCCCACUUCAACUAGUUUUAGGCAAAAUCCUGACUUUCCCUCUGUACUAGUUGAUAAGUCACUAUGCCUCUGGAAAAGCUUUCACAGAAGCUGAAUGUUCAGAGACGUUAAAGAGGGCACUGCAUAAGCAGCUCAGACCCACAGAUGAAAAAUAUGAGACGGGGGAUAAAGUCUCUUACAAACGAGCAGACAGUGCAGGGACCAGGGGUCGUUAUUGAUCAGAAUGGAGCCGUUGUUUUUGUAAGAAAUGGAGGCUUUCUUGUUAUAAUGCGUCACUCAAGGCUUAAUAAGAAGAGGGAGAUGGUUAAUGCGUUGUAACCACUGCACCCCCUACACUCCCUCAGAGACUAAGGUUCACACAUACGUGGUGUGCAGCGCUGUGACGUCGGUGUUCAGGAGGGAAACUGUAACGGUUCUCUGGACUAAAAAGUUAUUGAAAAAAUAUUAACGUGUUUUUUGAGUGGAAGUCAAAAAGGAGUGCUUGAAGUUUUUUUUAUCUAAUCCAAAAAUAUAAUUGUUAAAGGACACUUCAUUUCAUUUAUUAUAAAAAGUGGGUUUAGGUGGAUGUAAAAUUAAUCUCUCUACUCUCUCCAUCUUUCAGUCCCUCAGGUAAGAAGUUUCGAAGUAAACCUCAGCUGUCCCGUUACCUUGGAAACAAGGUGGAUCUGGGAUGUUUCGACUUUCGAACGGGGAAGAUGAUGCCGGGGAAGAUGCAGAAGAACAAGCAGAGACUUCGAAAUGACCAGCUCAACCUGGCCAAGGUAUCACUGCUGCAUCACACCUGAGGGGGCGGGGCUUAUGGCUAUGCUGGGGUUGUGAUGUGCAUGAGAAGAUUAUGGGAUUAACACUGCUCUUUAAGCAGCAAGUUCACAGGUCAGCAGGUCACGGUUCAUUCAGCAAAGAGUCAGAGUUUAAUCUGAGAGGGAAACAGCAGCCGCUGACAGAUGAGCUUUCUCUCUUUGUUCAUGCUACGCUGGAAUUAUUGAACAUGGCUGACUGAAACGCCACUUCAGUCUCUGUGACUUUCUUUAAUGUCUGAUGACUUUCUCAGAACAGUGUCUUGAUUAAGACUUGUUGGUGUUGGACGCAGACUUCUACUUGUCUUGUAAAAUGAUGUGGCUUUGAUUUUUCUCAUACUAUUGUUGUCUCAGCUUAGACCUGUUCAGUCCUGUUAGACAAGUCUUAGUCCCAGCACCGAGGGUGUGAGCAGGCGUCAUUAACUGGUCUUACUGGGACACUGACUUAUGCAGGGGUGGCAUCAAGUAUGUGUGCGCACAUGAACAAAACAUGUAUUUGGCCGUCUAUCUCUGCUCUAAUUACUCUGUCAAAAGCUUGACAGUGCGACCGUUUCAUGUAAACAUGUAAAUACUGCAGUGAAGUAGGUUGUAUAUUCGACGGACAUUCAUCAGGAUCUAGUGGUGUCUUCUCACGCUCCAUAACCGGGAAUAGCAACAGCAGCGCAGUUAAAUCCACUCUGCAUCCUCGCUCUCAACGUCCAGUGUUAAAUAAGGGACCAUCAAUAAAUUACCUGUUGAUGUUCUCCAAAAAAAGCUGUUUUCCUUCAAUAGUUUCCAUGUCAUGUGACCAAUUGACCAAAAAUUGAUUUCAAAUAACAAUACUAAGGUCGGACAGUAGACACACCUAAUUUGUCCUCUAAACAUUUUUUGUGUUAAAUUUAAAGGCAAAUUUUGAACAUUUCCUUCAAUAGCUUCCAUGUCAAGUGACCAAAAGACCUAAAAUUAAUUUCAAAUAAUAGUACUUAUGUCGACCAAUAAGACAAACAUUAUUUGAUCAAUUUUCAUUGUGCCCCUAAAGUUCUUUGUGUGGUCCUUACUUUUUCAACUUAGGUGCACAUGUGCUUCUAAGUUGAAAAAAGUUAGUGUCAAGCCGUGCUCUUAAUUCUUUGAAAAACACAGUAAGUGAUAAAAAAUAAAUGAAAUAAAAUAAAACAAAACUUAAUCUUUGUAAGGCUUUGAAAAAAGUCAGAUGAAAAACUCCUAAAAGAAACCAUAUAUCGUUUCUUCAUUUUAGGAGCUUUGGCUUCAUUUUGGUUAUAAAACUCAAGAAAUUAAAUUCCAGAUUUUACUUGUAAAAUAUUUUAACACUUAGAUUUGAUCACAGGCUGCAGAUCGAACAAAUCAUUUUGUCUUUUCAAGCCUUUAAGGUCCUUUAUAACGUAAACACUUGGCUUGUAUUUUAUUACGACUCUGGAUAAUGACUCUCACCUUUUAGCUCGUUAGUGCUUGUGAUUGCUAGCCUCUCUCUCUCUCUCUCGUCCUGCUCUUUCUGUCCCUCUGCUUUUCAGACACACACAGAUACACACACACCUGCCUCCUCCUGCUCCUCUCCCUGAUCUCCUCUCUCCACCUGUGGUUGCCUGAUAGUUUGUCCCGCUGUUGUGCAAGGUGUUGAAGAUUAAUUUGAGAGAAAGCUUCCUCAUGCUCCCAAACUUCAUUUUACAGCCACUUAUAAUGUUGUGAAAGUGAGAGCAGUUUGAGGGGAGGGGCCGUGCCCACGCUCUGCUGUUAAGAAAGAGAGAAAGGGUGCUCUUCACUCGACGCAUAGUCUCCAUUAUCAUAUUUUUAUGAUCAUGAGGGGCUGUAAUCGUACUUGAAAACAAAGUCCAAUAAAUAAUAAGUUUAUCACAAUUGAUAGAGCAGCUGAAACCCCACAGGCUUUUCCUCAGGCCACCUACAUAGUUAUGAGUAAAGUCGAGUAAGUAAAGAGACAAGGCAAAAGUGGAAUAUUAAUAACUUUUUACAGCAGAGUGCAUUAAAAUGUGUGGAUGUUUCGGAUAGACACCACUGCAGUAUUGGCAUUUUGUUUACUUCUGGUAUCUACUCAGAUUGGCUGGAAGCUGCUGAAGCAUUCCCACAGCAUGAGAAAUGAUGAGCGUCUUCCCUUCAGGGGGGACAGUGUGUUCUGUACAUUGAUGCACAUGGCAGAGCAGAUGUACAUGUUAUUCAAAUCACCAGCCAAGCUGACAUCAGACAUGAUAACUAAUACUCUGCGUGUUUUACAUCAGAGGAAAGCGGGCUGUUAAUACGGAGUGUGUUACAUGCACUGCAGAGUUUGUAUAGACAACCGGCGUGGGCUUCACUGACUGCUAAAAAAAUGAGACUCUCCAGCUUACUCACCCUUUUUCUGUUCUACAACGUUCAACAGCUGUAGUCUUAGUCAUUCAAGAACACAGCACAGAAAGAGUGUAUCAUCACUCAAACGCAAAACAGCUGAUUUUCAAAGUGCAGAUCCUCCAUACAACCACAUCGUCAGAGGGACUGCAGGUGCACUUCAUGUAAAACUCCUGACAACUACCUGGGGUGCAAAAUGCGUGACAGCACAGCUCCCUACUUUUCAUACCUCUCAGGACUAACAAAACCUCAGUCAAGACUACUGAUGGUAGAAGAUGAGCUGAUUUAUGUUGACACUUGCAAAGUGAGUGCAUAAGUGAAACAGCUGUAUAUGGAUGUAAAGCUGGAAUGAGAUCAAGAGAAAAAUUCAUAAAAUACAUAUUUUAAGUUUUUUUUAAUUUCAUUAGAUAUUCCUUACCCAAUUCUGAUUUAAAACUGAUUGAACAGAACUGCAACAGACACCUAACAGCCAAUCAGACACCAGGAUUUUCUUGCUAGUUUCUAUAGUAGGUCAGAGCGUUCUCGAUGUGUGUUUAUUUCUGUGUAUGUGUGUGUUUGUGAUGUAGUGUGUUUUAAAUGGAGAUAACAGCCGCUCUGUCUCCUCCCCUCACAGCACAGUUAAGGUGAAGAAACUCCUCAGAGUCGGAAACAGUUUUAUCUUAGGACAAGUGGAAAGUUCAAAUGAGGAUCAACAUCCUUUUUAGUGAAAGUAAGGACUGAAGGAAAGAGGAGGAAGUUCAGCCAUGAGGAAGGAAUUCUCAUCUGGUCAUCAUGACCUGAAGUAACCUGACAGAAGGUCCAGAGCACUUCCUCUUUUUUUCGUACAGCUUUAUCUGAGAAAUGUGAAGCAGGAUAAACAACACACAUGGUCUUAUCACCUCUGGAACAACAAUGUAAAGUUUGAGUGGAUAUGUAUAAAGUCUUUAUGAUCUACAGAUUGCAAAAGGACUGAGGCUUGAUAUUUAUACUGUAUUAUGACUUUCUGUCUCUGUAUUUUGGAGGCAGUGCACUAUCAGAUGCUCCCUUUUAUACUUCAUAUCCCAUAAUGGGAUAAAAACUUGAUCAUAAACCUACAGGUCAAAGUUGCAUGUUUAUGAAAGCAGAAUCACUUUGCUAUCAGCUAUUGGACCAUAAAACCAGGAAACUAAUUUGGAAACUGAACUCUGAUAGAUGUUAAGGGCAGAGCUCCUGAAAAUUUUAGAACAUUAUGGUAGCUUAAGUUGGUUGUUGCUUUAAAGUGAGGAGUCCUUUUAAUCACACUAGCUCUCCACAAGUUCAUUAAUGUACUAUAAUUUCCUAAAAAUGCAUGAUUAGGUGGUAAGAAGGAGGAUGCCCAAAAGGUGACACUGCCAGCAUGAGUAACAUGCAACUGUGUCCCAAAAUAAGUGACUGUUUGUUCUAGGAGCGCCAUCUUCAGGGUAAAAAAAAACUUCACAUCCAAUGCAGCCCACUUUAUCAUCUAUUACAGUGUUUAUUUUAGGAUGAUAUAGACUGCUUGAAUUCACAUGUAUUACACACACAGUUUUGAACCCUAAUCGGAAGUGAACGUGAGCAAAAACACAUAAAUCUAGGAUUUCUGAUACUUAAUAGAAGAAGAAGAAGAUGAAGAAGAAUUUAUUGAUCCCCCCUUAAAGGGAUAUUCCGGUGUAAAAAUAAUUUAGUGUCAAACACAUUGUAACACAGAGUUAGACACCCCCUCGUGAGAUGAAUGUUGCAGACCGCUUGUUUCUCUAGUUAAACCAACUUUAGUAUUGACUGCACAAUAGCAAUACACAGUGGUCUGAGGAGCCAUAAACAAACCUCAACCAAAAAGCCACUCUGUAGCUACAAAUAAUGAUCAGAACAGUACCUAACUUUAUCAACAGUACAUAUAGGGUCCAAGCCACGGCACUAGUCACCAAACAUCUUUUUAACUUUGCCUAAUUUCUUUAGCAAAGAGACUAAACACAACUCACCUACUCUCUUCCAGCAGCCACUUGUUUGUAGCUAGACCUUGGACUAGUCCAUUACGGACUGCUGCGAGGUGACGCAGCUCAAGGAAGAACAUUUAUGAUCAUUACUUUAUCAUUUUCUUGAAGUAAUAAUCACCAUAUUAAUCAUUUUGCACUGCAGACGCGGUAGUUCUUCUGCCGUAGCGUCUUGGUCUGAUUGCAUUUCCAUGAAGAAAUGAUCAAAAAAGUAAAAAUAAAAAUCCACAGUCUACUUAAAAAUAAAAUAUUAUCUAUACAAUUCUAUUUUAUGCUAUUCUUCUUGUUGAACUCUACUAUAUUCUAUAUCGUACUUCACUACUUGGUCCUAGUCUAAUGUAGUCUAUACCUUGAGUCUUACAUCUCUUAAGACUUCACUUGAUCAGGAUCAAUUAAUCACUUAAUCAAAUCAUUUCAGUAUGUUUUCGUAAGCAGGAGGGGUCAACAUCAGUCUAACAGCUCCACCUGCCAGAUCACUUUUGCACACACCUUGGCUCUUAAAGUACAAUUUACUGUCAGUAUUUAUAGCGUUGUGGUUUCUUUUGCUAGGCCAGGGCAUGUUAAACCUCCCAUCUUUAGCUCCUCCACAGCUGCAGGGGUGAGGUGUGUUGUUUCAAAUGUGACAAACCAAACCUCAACAUCCUUCAGCAACGCAGAAAUAAUGUUAUUGUGUGCGUGUGUGUGUGUGUGUUUUUGUGUCUUUGUGUAUGUGUGGGGGUGGUGUAUUGACAUGGUUUGUAACUCUCUGCUGCUGCUCUUCACACAUCAUUACCUAGGAGAACAUACACACUGCCUCAUGCACACACACAAACACGCACACACACACUUCCUGUUGUUAUCCGUGAGACCUCAGCUGGGAGUUAACCCUUAAAGCUCAACUGUCACACACACAUGCACACAUAUACGUGUACACACUUAUAAACACACCCAAGUUCAUCAUCUCACUCUGUCUUGGGAAGGUAAACCAGAACAGGAAGAAAGGAAAGAAGGAGGACAGGAAAAAGAGAAGGAAGAUAGGAGAGAAAGGAGGAAAGGGGAUUAGGAAAGAAGGAAGGGGUGCAGUGAAGGAGUCACAUCACACGUACACUGACUCAUCUCUGUCUUUUCUAGGGAGGUAAACCGGAUCUGAACACAGCUCUGCCCAUCAGACAGACGGCCUCCAUCUUCAAACAGCCCGUUACCAAGGUUACAAGUCACCCGGGCAACAAGGUGAAGACAGAUCUGCAGAGAGGGGCUGAGCAGCCCAGACAGGUAAGACACUCUCUCUCUCACACACACACACACACACACACACACACACACACACACACACACACACAUUGAUGUCUCCAUGGUAAUAUUUGAGGGCAAGGUCAGGGUUAUUAAGCAUGAGAUGAUGGAGGAGAGCUUGUUGUCAUGGUGACUGCAGCCACUAGAGAGCGCUGUGGCCUCAUGGGAGGUAAACUGUGACUCCUAUAGUGUCUAUGACCUGCAGAAAGAGUGUCUGUAUCAAACUUUACUGUUUGCCGACCCCUGAACGCAGGAAUUAGCGAUGGUGGCUGAAGGCAGGAGAGGCAGAGUCCUACAAACAGCAGGCAGGAAGAAGCACAAGUUCAGCUCCAAACGAAUCAAUAAUCCAGCAUUUCCUGCAUGUUUGUAGAUGUGUAGAUGCUAUAAAUCCUGUACAGCAUUUAUGAAUUUUAUUGGGUGUAAAGCUACUAUAUUGGCAGUAAGUUGAGCUCUAAUUUGAGACCUUGGUGGAUAAAGCUGCACUUCAUGGAGCUCCUUCACUGUAAAAGCCUUCAAAUGGUUGUCACUGGCAUACUCGGGAUGUGAGGUAGCAGCAGUGUGAUGAAAUUGGUUUUACAGUAUCUUAAGACUGCGGCAGAAUCCAGUUUAGAACAGAUCUGAACACAAUAAAGCUGAGAUUACACAGUCUGUCUAUGUGUGUGUGUGUGUGUGUGUCUGCAGCUGUUCUGGGAGAGAAGGUUAAAAGGUCUCCGUUCAUCAGACGUCACAGAAGAAGUCCUGCGGUCGAUGGAUCUGCCCAAAGGACUGCAGAGUAAGUCUCCAACCAAACUUCUUAAAGAUUUGGGACCUGGCUAGGUUGUGGGAGGUGUUCUGGUUUCUAGUUGUGGUUUGUUUGUAGCCUUGAGUGGUAUUGACCAUUGACUAAUCGUAGGAGUUUUGGUGCAUGCAAGAAAACAGCCAGUAUGGAGAGCAAAAUCAGGCAGUUAGCACUCUACGGUAAUGGCAACACACCUCCAACCAGUAGUAAAUCUAAAUCUAAUUUUUACUAUUAAUUGAUAUCUGCAUGAAAGCGCAACUAGUAUCCUGCUCAAGAUCAUCAUUUUAUUCUGAAGGAGAAAUCCGUUUGAAGCUGCGUCACUAAAGAUGUUAUAAUUUUGGAUUUUUCUACCUCCCUGAAUUCAUCAGAGAUGAUGUUCUUGUAAAUAAAUCACAGGAAUUAGUUUCUUUUUCAGGUUUGUGUCACUGAAGUGAGCUGAAGUGAAGCCUUUGUGUAACUUACAUUUACAUUGAAACUUGGAGCGCAGAGACAGGUGAACAAGUUCACCUCUGUGGGGACGUGAUGAACUAAGAAGUAACAGUGUUUAUAUUUCAGACAUAUCUGAGGAAACAAAUUUCACUUCACCUCGUUGCACUGCUCAAGUGAUUAUUGGACUGUCAACACUACAGCACACAGGAAAUGAAUGUUUUUUAUAACCAACUUUGAACUGCAAGAGCAAUACUGAGGAGAUGGCUGUAGGGAUGGGCGCUGAUAAGUUUCUUUAUUGAUUUAAUAAUCAAUUCUUGUUGGUUUUCCAUAAGCUCUUACAGGUUUUCUGCCAACUACAUCAUUUUUAGUCAGAGUUUUAUGACUUUCUCUUCUCACUCUGCUGAAAUAAGGAAGCCUCACUCUUGUUUGGGCAUUUUACAGAUCAGCUGAUCACAGAUACAGCCUCAUAUUGGAUGCUAAGCCAAAACAAAGAUAGCAGUCUUCUAUUGACAGCCGGCUAACAGCAGUUAUCUCUAAAAGUAAUUCACAACUUGCCAUUACCUUCAAUUUUGAGAGUCUGGAUCCAGACAUUUUGUAAAUACACUGAUCAGGGGGAAAGAAAGGCCUCACACUUCACAGAAACACGAAAGAGUUUAUCCCUGAUAGCUGUCAUUUUCUCUGAGAGUCCAUUUUUACAAAAAGUACUGCUCUGAUUUUUGAGCUGAUAUUGUGAGCAAAACAACAUUUAGUUUAAUAUUACAGCAUUUUUGAACUUUAGAACCUGUGCAAAAAAGUGAUUGUACACAAUUAUAGUGUGCACACAAGUUAAAAUCUAAUUUGUAUAAGAUACUAUUUUUGUGCACAUUAAGGACUAUGUUACACACACACACACAUUUUGCACACAAGAUGACUGUAUUAGUGACUUUUUUGUACAAGAUGAUCAUCUUACACAUGAUGAAUAUUCAGAGCACACACAUUAAUAACUUUCAUGCACAAGAACAUUAUCUUGUGCUCACAAGAUUGUUCUGCUAUGGGCACAAGAUAAUUAUGUUGCACAUUUAACAAAGUAAAUCUUGUGUACAGUAUCAUGAUCUUGUACGUGCAAGAUAAUAACUUGUGUUUGAUAUAAAAGAUAUGUACUUUCUGAGAAUUAAGAGACUCCGUUACAAUGUGCUGUGAUUUUGUUUGCUAGGUAAGCAGUACUCAGUAAAAGGCAUCAAUCACGGAACCGUUAAGCAUAAAUCCAAAUGUUGCAGGCUUGAAAUAGUUGGAACCGGCUUUCAAUCUGGGAUUGGUUUUCGAUUCCCAUUCCUUGUGAGCCAGUCAUUCUCAGAGACAUAUCCUAUUACCAGACAACGGCUGAUGGGUCAUAAUUAAAGACUGUAUAUACUAUGGACAACUUGGUUCUGCCUGCCACCAGUUUACGGAUUUGAAGCCAAAAAGCUUUUUUUAUUUCCCCGUUUUUAUUUCCCCCGUUUUAUCUCCACCAACAUUGCUUAGCAGCAUUGUACACAUUCAGCGGGAGAAUCGCCAAGAGUUGCUGUGAUGACACUCGGCUCAAACAGCGUAUCCCCGGGUGAGCUACACAAUCUUCGUACGCCCAUAGGCUGUAUCAAGUGUCAAUCAUAGAAAACAUGAACCCCCUUAUAACUUUUAAAAAUGGAGCUGUACAGAAAAAAGAGGAUUUCAGCAAAAAACAGUCUUAGAGUAACUACAUGUCAACAUUGCAAGCAGGGGGGAGAAAAAUUUAUAUUCUGUGGAAUAAAUUUCUAAAGUUUGUCCACUGCUCCAUAAGGAUGGCUGGCGGGGGUUGGAUUUAUGACCUUUACUGCAGCCCGUCACCAGGGUGUGCUGUUCUCCGAGUGGCUUCACCCAGACUCUGUCCGUUCUAUAUACAGUCAAUGGUCAUGAUCUGAACACACCAACCUCAAACGGCCCCUCUGACCUUUGUGACCUCUGACUUCUCUCUGCAGGUGUUGGUCCAGACUCCAGCGAGGACACUCUGCUGUCAGCCAUCGCCAGCGCUCUGCACAUGAGUUCAGCUCCUAUCACAGGGCAGACGUCUGUGGCUGCAGAGAAGAACCCGGCCAUCUGGCUCAACACGUCCCAGCCGCUCUGCAAGGCCUUCACCGUCACUGACGAGCACAUCAGGUAUUACUGUCUUUAAGUCUGAUAGUGGUUUCUACUGUCUCUGCAUUCUUUGCAAAGCACCUACAACAUGCCACAAACAGUCCCUGAAAAGCGCUUCCACUCCUGUGGCUAACAUCCAGGAUAUCUUCACAAAAAGGAGCAGCUAAAGGCUAGAUCUCUCCUUCUCAGUGGCGUGCUCUUGUUGUGAAGGUGAUACUUCUAUAUCAGUUUUCCUGGUGUGCUCCUUUCGAAAAGAAGCCAGUGCUAGCUGUGCAUUCAUUGAUGUGCAGGUUUAAUGGUGCCAGUUUUAUGACAAUAAUGACUCUCAGGGAUGAUCAGCCAUGCAGAGUAAUGUGGCUGUAACCGCUGCUCUUUAGCCAGAGGACUUAUCAGAGGUUUUUUAUGGUGUCAGCUAAUAAUUAAUUAACACUUCUCAUUUGUGCCCAGCUCUUUUAAAAUGUAACACCGGCGUCAUCACUCCUGGCUUCAUUUUCGGCUUUACUUUUCCGACCUCCGGUGUAUUGCACUCUGAAGAUGAAAGAGUAGGAAGGAUCUGUCUUUUAGGGGUGAAUUAUUUAGAAAUGCCUCUGUCUUUUAUCUUCGUAUUUGUUCUCUGACUUGCAGGAAACAGAAGACCAGAGAAACAUUUAAAGAGUUUAGAUUCAUUGCAAAACAAAAACCAAAACAACCAACAAUAUCUUAAUCUGAGAACAACUCACAGAACAAGGACUUGCUUUACAAGGGAGACUGAAGAUUUGGCAAACAGCAGACACUAUCUGAGGGUGUUUAUGCUUAUUGUGUUUGAGAAAAGGGGCCAUGAGACAGGUUCACUGUAUCCACGCUCUCUGUGAGUAUGCUAGCAGAAUAAAGGCUGGGGCUCUAGAGAUAUUGAGUGCGAAGGUCAGAAAUCGAUGCAUAAAUAUUGUAUUAUCACAUGCUAUUUCGUCCCCUUUUGCACAUCACAAAAGCCAACUGGGCCCUGUUUAGGGGUGUGAGAAUCACCACAGAAAUGUGAAUCAAACUAAAUGGAAGAAGAUAAAUACAUUGCCUACUAAGCUGACAGCAGGGAUGUCUUCAGGUUGGCAUAUUUAGACCAGUCUUAUGCUGAAUCGUCACAGGAAAAGUACAAAUGCAGAAAAAACAGUAUUCCCAAAUAGCCCUUUCAUAGUUCAUGAUAUCAAGCACUCUCAAAACAACAUCACACAUUAUAAAAAAGUGUUAGGCCACCAUAAUUUUCAUGACAAGUGCGUAAAAGCCAUGCUGUCUUUUUUCCUCAUGUGCUCAGAUGCUCCAGGAUCCUUGGAUGCACCAUUCAGAGUUUGAGAUUUCUCUGCUCUUUUCUGCAUCAGCCUGUAACAAAAGCCUGGCUGUAAUUUUAGAUGUGAUGGAUUAUCUCCCUCUGCUUUUCCUCUAAAUUUGUCAGAUAAUGAAGUGAGGGCACAAAGGAGGUGAGACGCACAGAGUGAGGGAUGAUGGACAGAGGAGGAAAGGAGUUUAAUGAUGUUAAACGUAAAGAGGCAGAUUAAUUCUCCACAUCAGUUCACAGAGACAAUUACUGCGGUGUGACAGCAGGGGGCACUGUGGACUAACUCUGACUGACAGACUGACUCAGUGUGUGUGUGUGUGUGUGUGUGUGUGUGUGUGUGUGUGUGUGUGUGUGUGUGUGUGUGUGUGUGUGUGUGUGUGUGUGUGUGUGUGUGUCCAGUAGCAGAGAACAGCUGGCUGAAGCCAUUACAGUGGAAUCACUGGAAUCCAUCACCUCAUCCUCUCCUCUCCUUUACCCUUUCCUUACAAUAAAUGAUUCCUUCCCUCCUUCCUUGCCUUACCUUCCUCCUGUCUUUCUACACCAUAAAUCUGUUUCCUCCUCUCCUUUCUCCUUUUCUUUUACCUUCUCUCUUUUACCAUCUUACACUCUCUUGGUAAAAUCUCUUCUUUUCAUAUUCUUUCUUUCCCUAUUUGAUUAUCCCCUCAUUUCUGUCCUUCCAUUUCUUCAUCUUGUUCCCACCCGCCUUCUUUUAUACCUUUAAUGUUCUUUUUUGUGUUUGUUCGUUUCUUCUUUUCCUUGUUCAACAUCCUCUAAUCUUCUUUCUCUAUUUCCUUUUUCCCUUUUCUUUUACUCCUUCUGUUCACCUGAUUGUCUCCUUUUCUGCCAUCAGCCUUUCUUUCUUUUUUCUCUUUCCAUACUUUUCCUUCUCUUCACCUUUCCUUUUCUGCACUCUUUCUGUCUUUCUUCCUUCUUCCAUCUUUUUCCUCACCCAACAUUUCAUCUCCUCCCUUUCUUCCCUAUGUCCUUUUUCGCUCUGUCUUCCUUUUUUUAUUUGUCGUUCCUUCCAUUACUUCUUCCAAAUUUCACUCCUUUCUCCAUUCUUUCUUGCCAUUUCCUCUUUUCUUUCUCUUCUCUCCUCUCCUUUUCCUUAUCUUUUUCCAUCCUUCUGCCCUCACUUUCCUUACAUCUUUUUUCCUUUCCUCCUUCCUUCCUGUCUUCCUUGUUUCUUCUUCUUUUCUUCCCUUUCUUCCUUUCCUUCUUCUUCCAUGUUCCCGUUAUUUCCUUCUCUUUUUCCUUCUUUUUUAAAUCUCUUUCUAUACUUUCUUCAUCACUGUCUUUCUCUUCUGUCUUUUCUUAAUGUACUUCCUUUUUCUUUAUUUAUUCUUCCUCUUUCAUCUUUUUUCUCAGUUUUUCUCUUUUCCACCCUUCCUUUCUCCCCCUUUCUUCCAUCCUUCCUUUAUCCCUCCAUUUCCCCUUCUUUUCUGUACUCCUUUUUUCUGCCCUUCCUCCCUUUUCUUUUUUCCUCGCUUUUCUAUAUUCCUAUUUUCUCCUCCCCACCUGUCUUCCAUUAUAUCUUUCCUUCCCUUAUUUCCUUUGCUCUGUUUAGCUUCCUUAUCUUCUUCCGCUCCACAUUUCUUUGCCCCUUUUCAUCCUUCCUCCACCCUUUCUUCAUGACUCCAUCCUACAAAUAUUGCAUUUUUGUCUUCUUUCUCCCUUCUUUGUUUUCCAUCUCUAUCUUUUUAUACCCCCUCCUCCUCCUCAACUUCCCUUUCCUCCCUCUAUCUUACCUCCUCUUAUAUCUCCUCCCUCCCUCCAGCCUUCCUCCUCCUCCCCCUUUUCUUAUCUCUCUCCUCCAUUAAUUUCCAAUUCUCUUCCUCUUCCCCUCUCUCCCUCUCUCCGGCUGAAUGUGCUUGUCAUCCUAAAUGGCUCUCAUUCCUCCCCCACCUCCUCCUCCUCUUCACCUUCCCUCUUCUUAUUCCUCCUCACCUGCUUAAAACAUAAAUGCCUCCCCCUCUCAUCAUAUAUUUUUACUUCUUUCACCUUGAUUUGCAACAUUUCCUCUUAGCUAUAUUUAAGUACACUCAAGCUUUUUAUGUCGGAAGACGAGGGCAGACGAUCUGAACAGCCAGAACCAUCAUCAUCAAGAGAAACGUGCUGCUGCAUCCCUUCAACUUAGAGAGAGACAUUAGAGAUGUAAUGAUGAGGAGUCAAGGAGAGACAGCACCCUCUGGUGUUUGAAAAGAGUGUCGAAGUUUUCAUCUCACAGAUUUAAAUGUUUGUACCAAUUACCAACCAUCUCAUAAAGUUCACUUUCAUUCUGAUUCUGAUUAAAUACUGUGUGACUUUGCCUCGUUGCAUUUUCCCUGCUGUUUUUUUUUUUAAUACAGAUUCGGUCUCAGAUGACGGCCCACGGCCUGUCUCCUUCUUUUUAUUACUGUGUUGGUUUAAGAAAAGGAGGCGGACAUCUCCACUGUGUUUGUGACAGCAGAAAAAAACAUAGAUGUCUCCUCUGAAGAGAUGGUGUCGGUGUAUCUUCUUUGUUAUUUAUGGUCAAUUUGAGGUCAAGGAGUUGGAUCGACAGUUUAAUCAACAACAAAAACAAGCAAAACAAUAUGAGCACAAAUAAAAACAUCCAUGGACUGACAAUAUAACAGCUUUUUUGUGCAUCAUUAUGUAAAAGUAUUGUUGUAAAUGUGUCUGCAGGGAGCAGGAGAUGAAGGUAUACCAGGCCAGGAGGAGUCUGGAGGAGGCGUUGAUGGCUGACGGUUUGGCGCGGGCCGCCGAAAACACCCGAGAGCUGCUGGAGGGGAAGACCGCCUGAAGACGGAGAAGAGAGAGAGAGAGAGAGACAGGUAAACAGUAUUUUCAUAAACAACAACAACAUAAUAAUAAUUAGGAACAGGGAGCUGGUUUGGUGGUCCAGACAUGGCCCAGUUCUUCAAGAGGAAUCUGAUGAGAUUAAAGCUCAUCAAAAGAAAAUAAAGACUAUGAAAUUAUCAGGUCAAGAAAGGCUGGCCACCUCACUGGGCCUGAACCCACCCGAGACUGAAGUAAAAAGUUUCAAUUCAAAAUUUGACUGUAGAGAGACCACCCUGCUUAUCAGCUCUCAGGUCAAAGCCAGCAUCCCUGAUGGUGUGGGGAUCAUCAGUGUCUGUGUCUUGGGUAGUUUCCACAUCUGUAAAGUUUCCAUCAAUGCUGAACAAUAUCUCCAGGUUUAGGAGUAACAUAUGCUGACAUCCAGACAAAGACUUUUUCAGGGAUCAUCAGAUUCUGUAUUUAAUUUACAUUUGACUCAACUCUUAUGGUCUCAUUCAUCAAGAAGGUGUUAUAAUUACACCACGUCUGUAAUAAAAAAGGUGGUGCAUAAAAUCUAUAUUAACUUAUUACUCUUAAGGGUGCAGGGCUGCAAUGACUGAUGGGUAUUCCUGCUUUUUAACUUCUGAUAAAGUGAGUAACAUUCGUUCAGUUUUCUCUACUUUCUUCUGAUCCUUUUUGCACCCGGCGGUUUAAAAACGGACUUACCUGGAGUAACCUCAGUGGUGCACCUCUCAGGAAACUCCUGAGGGAUUACAAUGUGAAAAAAAAUACCUUUCAUGUUAGCAGCAUUUCAACUUAUAACCUACAGCAUCACACUUGACAAACUUCGUAGCUGUACAACUGCUUAAAUAAAGAACUACUAAAGUACGUCAGAGGUGCUCUGAAUUACUCAAUAUUUGUACUGCAGUCUGAACGUGAGCAAAGUUACAGAUCACAGCUUUAAAUGUCUCCAACCAUGGAGAAGUAGAACCAAUCUGCUGCUCUCUGUGUGUGUGUGUGUGUGUGUGUGUGUGUGUGUGUGUGUGUGUGUGUGUGUGUGUGUGUGUGUGUGUGUGUGUGUGUGUGUGUGUGUGUGUGUGUGUGUGUGUGUGUGUGUGUGUGUGUGUGUGUGUGUGUGUGUGUGUGUUUGUUGUGAAUGCUGAUGUGAUUCUUGGCGUCUGAUUGAAACUCAGCCAUGCAGCAGGCAGUGUGUGUGUGGGUGUGGGUGUGUGUGAUUGAUGGGCUGUGGGCUUGUUGUCGGAGAAUGUGUUAAUGGUUAAAGGAAUAUGUGUAUAUAUGUGAGUGUGUGUGUGUGAGUGCGUGUGUGCAUUGUAUUACAGUUUGUUUAGUUAUCGGUUAUAUUUCACUCUGCAGAGCCGGUAAACAAAACCAAAUUAAAAAACAUUCACUCUCUCAAGUUCUCACAUCCAUCCAUCAUCCUUCUGUUUCCCUGCCGCUCUUCCAGGUCAGGGUCUCUAUUUAAAGGAGCCGCAACACAGAGCAGGGAUUGUUCUCAGAGUGUGGAGGUUUAGCAGCAGAGCAGGAAAAAGUAAAGUUUUGUUUUUCCUUUACUCAUCUGAUGUCUGCAGCAUGGAUCAGCCUAACUUGAUCUGAUUUUAGCUCUUAAAAGAUCAUGCUUUGACUGUCUUAAUGGAAUAACACAGGUUUAUCUGAGAAACAUGAACAUUAUUGGUGAGUUUUAUGGAAAUCUAAGCUAUAACAGUUGAAUAAAAGUCAACCUUACUUUGUUAUUGGCAUUCAGAAUAAAGCAUUUUGAAUUUGUAGUGUGAGGGUUGUUUCAGACUGGCAGCACGUCGUCAUGACAUCCACACAGACUUCGUGAGUUGCUGCUGUUAGCUUUGUCUUUUCAUGCCACAAAUUACAUAUAAUGACAUCUUUUAGCGUGUUAGGUAUAUGUACAUACUCAUGGCUCUCCACUUAAUAGGCUGUUUGGCAUGGAUUUAGAUGGUGCUGGAAAUGGCUGUUUCAAUGCACAAAGCAUGCUGGACAUAAAGUAGGACCUCCAAGUCUUGCAGAUCCACUAAUUAAUGCUUUUUGCCUCACUAGGUUUAAUAAUAUUUUUUUUUUUUUUUUUAAUCAUGUAAAUAAACCUUUUCAAGCGCAGGUUUGAUAGAGAUGCAAGUGAAUUGGUAAGCCUGUAACAAUGAUUAGCACCACUGUACUUAGCUUAAUUACAGCCCAGAUAUCAUGCAGAGAGGUGAUAACAGAGUGAACCAGAAAAAGCCACACGUCUCCAUAAAAAUAGCACAGUGCUGAACACGGAGGGAGUAUUCAUGCAGUGAACAGUUGGACAGUUUCUUGUACAUUGGAGGGAAAUACUGUAUAUUUGGGGCCUUACAGUUUCUGUCGUAACCUGAUUUGAUUGUUAAUUAAUGUUUAUUAGCACAUCAGGGGAUGGUUUUAGGUGUUCUACAGGUUUCAGGGGUUAGAUUUACCUGCAGAAUAAGGUGCUUAAUUUACAAAUAGGUGCCAAAAAAAAAGGUGCGGAGAGAAGCAGAGAAUGAUAGGAAUUGCCGAUUCUGUCCAAAUAUUAACAGAGACUUGAAGAAGAAGCUUUAAUAAAGAGUUUCAUAAGUGACUUCUUUCACCAACUAUCCAGACCAUAGACUGUAUAUAUACUACAGACAGCUUGGCUCCGCCUCCUGUCAUUAUACGAAUUUGAAGCUGAAUUGCUUUCGGUAUUCCAGGUAUUUUUUUCCAAUCCCUGGAUCCACUACUUGCGCAGUAGCAUUGCAGGGGGUAGAAAAAAUUUAUAUCCUAACCCUUUGUAAUAAAUUUCUAAAGUUUGUCCACAGCUCCAUAGGGAUUGCUGGAGAAGGCGGUGUUUAUGACCUAUACUGCAGCCUGUCACCAGAGGGUGCUGUUCUCGCGGUGGCUUCACCCAGCGAGGAGGCAGACGGCGUCCAUUCUAAAUACAGUCUAUGAUCCGGACCCAGACAAAUAUUUAGAACAAAAGCAACAUGCAGAAAAAAGAAAUGAAGCCAUCAUCAUGAUCAACAGACAAAUUGAUAUUGACUAAACCCAAGUAGAGAUGACUUCUCAACCACCUUUAUAUAUCUAGUGUUUCACCUACACAACCCCUCGUUUCCAUUAUAAGUUAAAAACAAUCUGAGUUUGAUAAUAAGAGCAGAUCAGAUCUGUAGCUCCUCUAUGACUUCAGGGUUGUCAUGAUAGAGAUCUAAGCUGCAGUAACUCUGAUUGGACACGCUGCCUCAUGGAGUAGCCCACGUUCCUGACCAAUAUUAUAGCUCUGAGGGAUGAAAAACUUUCUCAACUUUACCUUGAACUGAAAUCAGGAUCAAAGAUGAAGUUUCAUCUCUGCUCUGGCACUUCCACCAGCCGCAGCACCCCCGCUCUUCUCUCAACUCUUGCUGAACUUGCUGAACGGCGGUUUUGUUUUGUAGAAAGUCACGCUGUUGUUUCUCAUCAUGACAUUUGCAGAGAAAUAUUCACUCAUUUUCCCACCAUCUCCUGUCCAUUAAUCUGUGGAGGGGUCAGGAAACAGAUCAGAAAUAACAUCAUUACUUCAGAAUCUGUCAAGAAUGAAAAAAAGUACACGGGGGAUUGAAUGGUUUGUCUUUGAACUGAGUUUGACCCCAGCUGUUGUUUGGUAUGAAUUUAUUCCUUUGUCCAAGGUAUUUGGGAAAAGCAGAAUCUCCAAGUCUUAGAACAACUGCACACAAGGACUCAGCAUGUGGGGUCUCUUGAGUGAUGUUUCAAGCAAACCUGCUCUUCAUCAGACUAAGGUAGCGAUGUCCGGCACCAUCUUAUAUGCACAUGAUCACAAUCACAAAGGGCCAUAACAUGAUCAAUCUUAAAAAAAAAACACACACACAUACCACAACCAUGUUAGUAAGCUCAGUCAAAGAAGUCAAGACCAAAAUAAAAAAGAGGUUGACCACGCCUGAACAAAUUUUUCAUAGAUUAACCAACACCCCCCUUCACAGUCACAUCACUCCCACUCGUCUCUCCCUACAUUGGCUCCUUGUUAAAUUCAGGAUUAUUUUUAAACUUUUAAUGUUCGUUUUUAAAUCUAUCCACGGUCUUGCUCCAGUGUAUCUGUCCGAUUGCAUAAAGCUGAGACGACACUGUAGAGCCCUUUGGUCCUCAGAACAGCCUCUUUUGGAGGUUCCUUCUUCAAGUUUUAAACAGUGGGGGGAUCGUGCCUUUUCUAUUGCGGCCUCGAUAUUGUGGAACUCCCUACCCCCUGAAUUACAUUUUAUUAAUGACCUGGCACUCUUUAAAACCCAUCUUAAAACUCACCUAUUUAGAUAUAUAUAUAUAUAUUAUAUAUAUUUAAUUGUUUCUAUGUUCCCUUUCCGUUAUAUCUCAUGAUAUCCUGUGUCAUUUGUCACUUCUCAUGUAUUUUCUUUUUUCUGUAUUUGUAUAUUCAACCAUGUAUUUGUUCUGUAAAGCACUUUGUUCAUCUCUUCGGAUGUUGUAAGGUGCUAUAUAAAUAAACAAUAUUAUUAUUAUGAUUAUUAUUAUUGCAGUAUUUCAUGGCCACAAUAAUCCUGAAGGGGAAAAUCCGACAGCUCUAACUUAGUGCUAAGUGUAAGAUUUUAGUUGUAAUAACCUUUAAACUCUCUCAGCUGGCGCAGCAUCUCAAACAUUCGGAGAGUGCAAACUCUGUCCUAAAGUAGAAACUGUGUGAAACUCUAUAUUUUGAACUUAUGCACAGUUGGUGCAGCCCAGUGCCGUGCUGGCAGACAUGGUUGAUGUCUUCUUUCUACACUGAGUUAAUCAUGUGCCUCUUUUGGACCGGUUGGCAUAAACAAAGAGUGGAAGUUACACAGGAUGACUUAUCAGUCGUAGAAAAGCCUGAUAAUGUAAUGUCUUCAAAUGAGGACACAGUGUCGAGCACGUCUUUCCUCUACUGCCAUCCUCAGGACAGCUUUUACGUUUCCAUCUUUAUCACUGCUGAAGCUCUUAGAAAUCUAAAUCAUCAGCAUUUGUUUGUCCAGUCAGACUCAUAUUUUCUCUGUGAGUGCUGCUGUGGUGAUGUGUCUGUCAUGAUAAAUCUUUUAUUAAUUGAAGCUGUGGUGGUGGUGUGUGUGUGUUGUCAGAUAGAUGGUGUGUGUGUGUCUCUGGUGUUUCCUCUAAAAGCCGACAGAUAAGGAGGCGUUUUUUAAAGCACAUUUGUUUUCUGCAGAGCGAGAAUCGUCCAUUAAUGCAGAUUUAUGCAGAUUGGCUGGAUGGAAGUCGUUUGGGCGAAAAGAGCCGCUGAGAGCCGAGGAGUGAUUACUAAUGGGUUUUUAUAGCUGGACUGGAGAGAGAGGGCAGCGGCCAGCCUGUGUGUGUGAGUGUGUGUGUGUUUGUGUGUGUGUGUGUGUGUGUGUGUGUGUCUCCUGGGCCGGUGAAACAACCAUUUUAAAUCUUCACAGAAAUCUCUAACUGCUCAGUUGGUUUCCUGCUGCUGUGACUCUUGUUGCUGCUUUCUGCUAAUUUAUUUAUGUUGGUUUUAUUGCUGAGUUGUUCUUCUCCUUUUGUUUCGCUCUCUCUUGGACACACAGUGCAGUAGGUGGCAGUAACACGCUAAUGCUACCUCCACCCUGCAGAAAUGGAAACAGAAACGGAAACAGGUCCAACACCCUGACUUUGUCGUUAAAAUCAAAGGUGUUGGCUUGUGAUAACAGAUUUUUACAGCUCAAAAUUUCUAUUGCUCAGGCUAAAGCGAUAAACCUACCCUGGAUGAAAAAAAAAACAUCCUCAUGCAUAAAAGGGGAAAAAUUAUCAAUUCAAGCAGGAAAAAUGUCUGACUAUUGUGUAUCACUUGGUGUCAAAUCAUUACUAAAUGCUCCUGAGUGGAACUCUCUAGUUGUGUCAUGAGAUGGGACUAUUUAUGCUAAGUCUGGUCAGGUCAGAAUCAAACCUGGGUUGUCCAUCUUGAUUACCAACACCGCUGUACAGAGGGCGGGUGAUUAAAUAGCUGAGCUGCACCCUAGUCUACUGAAGGACAGCCAGGGAACACGGUGAAAUGGUGGUGAAAGAGGAAAUGCAGAAACAGUUUUUUUUAAACACCCUUUUCAUCCAGAUGCAUGCAUUUAAAUUAUUUAGUUUUUCCAUCAGUCACUUCAUGGGAUGUCAGUAACUUAACUCACAUACUGCCACCUAGUGGCCAGGGAAAUUAAAAAUAGUUCCCAAGUGCUGAUUCUUCCUUUGGAAAAAAGUUAUGAUUGAUCACCUGUUCAUAUCACUAUUUGUUUGUAAGCAAUGAUAAUGUGAAGAGCACACCUUUAAGAUACACUCAGCAGGAAACCAACUGAGCAGUUAGAGAUUUCUGUGAUGGUAAAAUGUUUGCAUUAUCAGCUUGGGAGACACACAAACACACACACAGGCUGGCUGCUGCAUAACACUUUUUUUUCCUCUAAAUCAUUUGGUUAAUGUCAUCAAUUAAAAAAGUUUUUUUCCCCACCUGUACACAUCACUUUUGCUCCAUGUGUUUCAUUGUCCUAGCUAAUGGUCUACCAAAAAAAGUCAGCUGAUGUACAUAUCAUUUCAGUUUACAGUCAAAAACUACUGAAUAACUUCAAAACCUAAAGACAUUUUUUUUUAACUUAAAUUCAUGUACUAAAGUCAUUCCUUCCAUCUUGGGGGAAGGUUGGAAAACUAAAAAAAAAAAAGUGUUUUUUAAUUUUUUUAUUUCAUUUUUUUAAAUGAUCCUGUUAGGAGUUUGUUGAUGUUUAUGAAAGAGGCUAAAAAUUCAUAUUGAUGCUUUUCAUGGCAUACAAAAAAAAAAGACAAACAGUGAGAAGAUUGACAAUUUUUAUCUUGUAAUUUUUAAGGCCUGGGGGUUAAAUUCAGAUCAAACUCAGAAAUAAAACUGACAUCCCUUCUUUUCUGUCAUUGUGGGAAAGAGGAAGAAGAAGAGGACUCUAAAUGUGGCACUGCUCCUUUAAGUUGCAGACUGGCACUGUUAUCUGAUCGAGACUGAAGAUUCACUCUGCUGACUGAGAAAAGACUGUGACCGUUUGAUACCGCCACACAAACAGGCCAGCCUCUGUCUCUAAGUGUGUGUGUGUGUGCGUGUGUGUGUGGGUAUGCAUGCACGUGUGUGUGAGUGUUUGUGUUAGUGUGUGCGGGUGGGUGGGUGGGGGCGAUUAUUAGCUGUGUAUCUUGUAAUUUCCAGAGGAGCUGAUUCAGACUCCUGCAGCAUUUUUCAGCUGCUGGUAAUUAAUGGUUGUUGAGACACGGAGAAUUAUCUGCUUCAAAGUCAUUCACAAGGCCGAUAACUGCUGAGUGUGAGUGUGCAUGCUGUCAGUCAGCUGAAUUGCCUCGAUUAAGCUGCAGAUUAUCAGGAUUUUCUAAUUAUUAGGGAGUAAUUAAGACUGAGCUGAGGAUUAUCAGACCGAAACAUGAAAAUACUGAAGCACUGAAAGGCAACAUUCAGACACAGACAUGUUAAUAAGCUGAAACACUAAAACAAUGAAGCAGAAAAUAGGGAAACAAAGACUUGAUCAUAAAGGCUAUUUGGUGGGUUUGGGAAAGACUGAAGGAUUCACCUACAAUGUGUGGAAAAUAGACAAAAUAGAGACCACUAGCGUAGAUCUGGUGAUUCCCGUUAGACCAAAUAGGAGGCAGGAUCCAAGAAGAAGGAAUCAAAACGGAAAAAGAAAUCAUUUAAGUGCUUAAAGGAAAGGACUUAAAGUAAAGAAAGGGAUGCAAAAUGGUACGAGCAAGUGGUAAUAAAGAAUGCAAACAGUAAAAAUGUGUGUUAAAAUGGGAUAAUCAUAUAAAAAAACAAGUCCAAAAUUGAAAUAAAGUAAUUAAUCAAGAACAAGAACUUAAAAUAGAAUGAGCCAUUGAUGAGAUGCCAAUAGGUUUAUUUGAAGUAGAAAGCAGGGAAUCAAAAUUUUAAAAUUGAGUUAAAAAAAAAGAGGCAAAAACAAAGAAUACAAAGUGGGAAGAAGGAGGGUUUUCAUUUAGUCACAUGAAAAGUAAAGAGAGGUAAAAUGUCAAACUGAUAAAUUAGUAGAAGAGGGACUCCAAAUGGUGCAAUGUCGACUAUACUGGGAAAGUGCACAGCUUUUAAAAAGCAUCACAAGAAAUCAAAUGAGGGGAAAUGGCAAAGACGAAUUAUGGAUUUUGAGAGACUGAAGUUGAAAAAAGAGAAACAGAAAAAAAAGGACUCUGGGAUGUAACAAACAUUUAAAAGUCUUUCUAAAUGUAGCAAGUAGAAUUAAAAUGGAUUUUCCAAACAUUUAGAGGGAAUUCCAAAUGUAACAAGACAAAACAAAAUAGCAUGUCAAAGGAUAAGUCAAGGAAAGGGUAUUUGAAGAAUUUGUUAAAGGUUUAAAAUAGUACCAGACAAGGAGAGUCAGAGGGAGGACUAAAACUGGCUUAAUGUGAAAGUCUCACUAAAUUGGAUCCAAAAUGUUACAAAUUAGGAAUCUAUUUGAUUUAAUGUGGAAAUUAAUACAACAAUUUGUCUACAAAACAAACACUUAAAUGGAAAAUAAGCUGGAUCAGGAAUUCAAGUGACAUUGUGUAGAAUUAAAAGUAGAACUUUGGAGGGAUUCAAAUGCAUUUAAGAAUAUUUCCAGAGAAGGGACUCUAAAUUAAAAAGUGUGUUUCAUUAUCAAAGUAACUGAGCAAUAGAUGUAUUAUGUGGCAUCAGAUCAAAACUUCAGCAGUGUCAAAGGGAGAAAAUUAGAGAGAAGGGAUUCCAAAUGGCCCCUGGUAAAUUUUAACAGAAAGAGCCUGUGGAGUUUAGGGAUUCAAAUUGGAUUUGAAACGUUUAAUCUAGAGGAUCUCCCAAACUAGGACAACAAAAAAAGGGGUGAUUCAAACUGCACAUUUAGAUAUUUAAAAUGAAAAAAAGGAUGCACCAAAAUGGGUCAUUUAAAGGGUAAAACUGUGAAAGGGGGAUUACGGAUAGUACAAUCAAAAUGGAAAAGAGUUAAGAAUAUCAGUUUGGCAUAUAUUUUGUUAAUGUAUUUGAGCAAUUUUUGUAUUCUGACCUAAGUACAGGAGGCAGAAUGUGUUCAGGCACCAGGAGGCAGCCAAUAGGAAGAGGAACACAUGGUAAUAUUUGAUAUCCCUCCUGCUCUCUGUCCAAAAAAAAGCUGUACUCUGGUGUUUUUUGCAUAAUUGAAAUGUUUUCAGUCUGGUUGAAGGCCUCUGCAGACAGGCAUCCUAAUUGUAACCACACCUCCCUCUUUCAUGUAGCGUGGGGGAGGUGGUGUCGGGGGGUUAAUGAAGCUAAUGAUUAGCAUGGAGGCUCUCUACAUUAAUUGGACAUUUUUUCGUCCAGAGGCUGGGUGUUUAUAAUUCCACUGGAAGUGGGGGAAGGCGGUUUGCUCUGCAGAGAGUUUUUAUUAAGUGGGUUUUAUUAAGACAAGCUUAACGAAUCAAUUUGGUUUAAUGGAGAUUGGGCGAAAUGGGCGGAGUUUUGUUCAGAGGUCCCUGCAGGGAGCCUCAUGAUUAUAUUCACACUUUAUCUCUUCAUCAGUGUAGAGCUGAGUGCUCAUUAACACAAACACGUGUCGGUACUUAAUUGUCUGUGAAGGCUGCUUUUGACCUAUCCUUUCCUCCCUUCUCCCUUAACACCAAGCCUGACCCUCCAAAAAUCUAAUUUAUUUUCAGAAGUGUUUCAAUUCUGGCUGAGGUGAGAUCUGUGAAGAAAAAGUUAAUAGUUUUACUUGGAGGUGUGUAUAAAUUAUAGAUUUAUUUUCAGGAUUAAAAGAUUGUUGUCUUGCUUCACCCCUUGAUUUGCCCUCGUCAAUGAUUGGAUGUUUGACAACGUGAUAAAUUUCAUGUGAUAUAAGGAAUACUGCGUAGAGAGCAGGUAGUUAUAUGAACCAUAAUCACCAACAGAGUAAGACAGGGUGAUUAAGACCCCGUUGCGAAUAGGGCUGCGCGAUAUAUCGUUUGAGUAUCGUCAUCGCGAUGUACGUGUGCGCAAUAGUUAUAUUGCAGAGCUUGCGAUGUAGGAGGCGAAUGAACUCAUCUAAUUUACGGGUAGCUGACUGAGAUACACUGCAUAUGACUCUACCUACCCUGUUAGCCAUCACUCAAAAUCAGAGGUGGAAACCACGCCCCUGCACAUGGCCUGCGCAUGGAGUGAGUAGCUGUCACUGCCGGUUUUGUGUUGAGAAACGCAUUCCUGCCGAGAACUACUUUUGGAACAUUACUCAUCACUGUCUAGCCCCAACAAAUAGGAAUUGUAUGGGUUAUAAAUUGUACAUUUCCACAGACCACUCUACUAUAAGUGGUGCGUGUUUUGUGGGGUGCAUGCAAUUCUCAGCGGGCAUGCAUUUCUCGGCACAACACCGGUAACAACAACAAGGAUUGCAAAAUGAGCAACGAACAAGAAAAAAACGCUGAAAAUUAAGACUUGUUGCUAAAAAAAAAUAAAAGCAACGUCAGUUAUCUGGAAUUAUUUCGGUUACAAGAAGGAUGAUGUCGACCAAAUCACGUGUUCUGCAUCUGCAGUGUCUUUCAUCUGUUGCCACAAUAACGUCCCAGCACAAUAAAAGCAAACUAAAAAUAUCUCUAAGACAGACAGAAGCCAUUCUACUAACAUUCACAAAAAGAGGUAAGAUCAGCAUAGGUUAAUCAUCCACAAGAUUUAAGCAGUGCAGCACUGCAUAAAGUGCUAUUCAGGUCAUCUGGUGAAAAUUCUUGUAUUUUUUAAUAUCCCAAUAUAUAUCGCAGGGUUGAAAAACAUUGCAAUGUUAGUUUUUCCAAUAUUGUGCAGCCUUAGUUGCAAAGCUUUAUGACGAUAUUUCGUUCCUCUUUUAGCUCUCCUUCUUCUGGAAGCUUUGCAGUUGAUGCAAUAUAAAAGAGGCUAAUGUCAUAACUUUAACAUCGUAACUAUUUUUGCAACCACAUAAGGUUUGAGUGACUUUGUAGAGAUCCGAAGCUUAGAGCCAGCUCUGCUGUUGCAUGGAUUGCAGGACAGAAUGUUGCUCUGCUUUCCUCCAUCAGUACCAGUGUGGAUUGAUACGAUUCGGUGUAGCUUUUUCUGUAAUCACCUUUUUAAGGAGCCUAGACCAGCAUUAAGUAUUUAACACAGCUGGGUUAAUAAGAUGUGAAAACAAUGGAGCUGUUGACUUCCUGAAAAUGAAGGAGUUGCACUUUGACUGAGUAAGCUGAAUUAAUUGAGCGUAACUCUCAGAACAGAAUCAUACUGAAUACAAUUAAGGACAUGUGAAUAAAUAAUGUUGUUGUUUGACUCUGCCUACCAAACUGUGACAGGUAGAGGGCUAAGGAAGCCCACCCAGAGAGGUGAGGGUCUAAUUAAACCUCUGCAUAUGCUGUGCUUUUGUUCUGACAAGCUUUUCUAAAUGUUUGAAGUGUCUUCGCUCUUUGACAAAGAAACCUCAUAACUCAGUCAGAAUGCAAAUUAAUUCCCACGUGUCUGUUUUUCAAGUGUUAUUUUUUAAUCAAAACACAAUAGAAACUUGAACUUAAUACAAGGUCUGUGGAAUCACGGCUGAAAUGGUAAUCAGGAUUAGUAAGAUCAACACUGAGUCCAUGAUUAUUAAUCUAAAAAAGUGAUUAUUUUGGGGAUACUUUUUCCCACUGUUUAUCCUAAAAUCCCCUUUGCUGCUCACCUUUUGGACUCAAACUAAAUCUGUUCUGGCAUCUUCCGGCCCUCAUCAACCUAUUUUUGUGAAAUCUACAAAAUAUACCCACUUUUCCACACCGUCAGUCUUGGCUGAUUUCCUAGUGAAUGAAGGCUCCUGAGGAUUACAGAGUAUCCCAACCCAAAGGCCCAAAUGUUUGUUGUCUAAGUUUGGAGAUAAUUCAUCUGUGAUUGACAGUAUUUCACAAAAACUUGAUGUAACUUUUCCUUCCUCUGUUUCUUUCUCUUUCUCUAGAAUCUUUCUGUCCACCAGCCUCAGGUUUUUCAUCAUCAUCUUCCUCAUCUGGACAUCAAACCAAAAAAAAAACAAACAAACUACCCAGAGACAAAAACAUCACCCGCACUGAACCGUUAAUCUCAGCUUCAUCUCCACCAACAUGGAAACUGCAGUGAUUUUCCAGAGCAAUAGCAAAGACCGAAGCAAUAACUGCAUCAGAAAGAAAAGAAACACCAGCGGCAACAUGAAUGCGUCAACAAACACCAACAACGGAACCAGGAACAGGAACAUGGGGAGCAACAGCAGCAAUAUUUUACAGCUUAUAGCAACAACCGAAGCCUUUAACCUUCUCUGUGAUUUAUGAUAUGCACAAACUUUACAAUAAGCGCUUAUAAUCUCUCACUUUUCAAAUACAGAUGGAAGUUAUUUUCUUUGUAAUAUAAAGGUGAUGAAAUAAUAAUAAUAAUGAUAAUGAAUAACCCUCAGUGAUCCCAAAGUCAGGUUGCAAACUGCUGGACGGCUUUUGCUAACUCUUCUAACUCUAACUGUGCUUGAUAUUUUUGGAUGUUUGUGGUGUGUGACUGUUGUCAGUUUUAAGAAGUCUUCAGGGGUUUUAAUGAAAAAAUGAGAAUUUACAUGAAAUAUGAAAUAGAACAAUUGCUUAUUUAAGACAAAUUUUAUACCUUAUGAGGACGCAGUAAGUAUGUGUACAUUUCUUGGACUGGAGUAAAUAAAUGACUAUAUUCACA